AUGAUCAUACUGGUCAGAGCACAGUCACAAGGGGGAGCACAGGAUAUCACUGGUCACUGGUCAGAGCACAGUCACAAGGGGGAGCACAGGCUAUCACUGGUCAGAUCACAGUCACAAGGGGGGAGCACAGGAUCAUACUGGUCAGAUCACAGUCACAAGGGGGAGCACAGGAUCAUACUGGUCAGAGCACAGUCCCAAGGGGGAGCACAGGAUCACACUGGUCAGAGCAGAGUCACAAGGGGGGAGCACAGGAUCACACUGGUCAGAGCACAGUCACAAGGGGGAGCACAGGAUCAUACUGGUCAGAGCACAGUCAUAGGGGGCACAGCACAGGAUAUCACUGAUCAUAUCACAGUCAUAAGGGAGGAGCCCAGGAUCAUACUGAUCAGAGCACAGUCACAGGGGAGGGGGGUGCACAGGAUCAAAAAAGUCAGAGCACAGUCACAAGGGGAGCAAAGGAUAUCACUGGUCAGAGCACAGUCACAAGAGGGGCACAGGAUCACACUGGUCAGAACACAGUCACAAGGGGGAGCACAGGAUCAUAAUGGUCAGAGCACAGUCACAAGGGGGGAGAACAGGAUCACACUGGUCAGAACACAGUCACAAGGGGAGCACAGGAUCAUACUGGUCAGAUCACAGUCACAAGGGGAGCGCACAGGAUCACACUGGUCAGCCCACAGUCACAAGGGGAGCACAGGAUCAUACUGGUCAGCCCACAGUCACAAGGGGGGAGCACAAGAUCACACUGGUCAGAGCACAGUCACAAGGGGGAGAACAGGAUCGUACUGGUCAGAGCACAGUCACAAGGGGAGCACAGGAUCAAACUGGUCAGAGCACAGUAACAAGGGGGGCACAGGCUCAUACUGGUCAGAGCAAAGUCACAAGGGGGGAAACAGGAUCACACUGGUCAAACCACAGUCACAAGGGGGGGUCACAGGAUCAUACUGGUCAGAGCAAAGUCACAAGGGGAGCACAGGAUCAAACUGGUCAAAGCAAAGUCACAAGGGGGGAGCACAGGAUCAUACUGGUCAAACCACAGUCAUAAGGGGGGUCACAGGAUCAAACUGGUCAGAGCACAGUCACAAGGGGAGCACAGGAUCACACUGGUCAAAGCACAGUCACAAGGGGGGAGCACAGGAUCACACUGGUCAGAGCAGAGUCACAAGGGGGGAGAACAGGAUCAUAUUGGUCAAAGCACAGUCACAAGGGGGGAGCACAGGAUAUCACUGA
Molecule: messenger RNA, 1230 nt
Organism: Bombina bombina (fire-bellied toad)
Lineage: Eukaryota; Metazoa; Chordata; Amphibia; Anura; Bombinatoridae
Product: hornerin-like
Exons: 1
Coding region: 1-1230 (409 amino acids)
Source: RefSeq, a predicted model, not a curated record